Messenger RNA from Polychytrium aggregatum, 1725 nucleotides. RefSeq lists its product as uncharacterized. Gene Ontology annotation, biological process: regulation of store-operated calcium entry. The record is from RefSeq and is a predicted model, not a curated record. Gene Ontology annotation, cellular component: endoplasmic reticulum membrane. NCBI's taxonomy places the organism in Eukaryota, Fungi, Chytridiomycota, Chytridiomycetes, Polychytriales. The coding region runs from base 324 to 1688 and encodes 454 amino acids. The transcript has 6 exons.
UCUUGCUUUGGGUUCUGGAUUUUGUCCUGCACGUCCUGCUCCAUCUUCUGGAUCUCCUGCUCCAUUUUCUUCUGCAGCGACCGGAACAGCGAUGCGGGCUUCUUGCCGCUCUGCUCGAGCGAUGGGUCGGACACAGGCCCGGCACUGUCCUCUCCAUUCAAAGACGGAGGGAGUGUCGGCUGGAUCGGUUGUGAUGGCUGGACUGGUUGCGAUGGCUGUGCGAUGGGCUUGGAUGAUCCAUCGAGAUCGAUCUUGGGCGGCAGCGGGCUGUGCGUGGGGCCGGUCUUGGCCGUCGAGAGCGGCCGUGCCAGUGCGGGGCGGAGAUGCCUGAGGGCUUGCGCAAGCGCUGUCGAGGCCAUGGCGAUGCGAGGCUGGUGCGGCCGGAUUUGAGAUCUGACAGAGCAAGCGAGAGGAGCAUGGGCUGUUCGCUGGCGGAUCUGCAACCAGUUUGCGUUUUGAUCCGGCCUGCGCCGCGAUUGGCUGCGCGAGCGUCACGAUUCCCUCCACGUCCCGGUCUUGGCGCUGCCGUUCGGUUCGGUUCGCGGCCUCAAAAGCUGGGUAUCUGCCCCCCUGCUGGCAGUCCUCUGCGCUGUCCUCUGCUCACUCUCCUUGCGCUUUCCGUCUCCAACCGCACCGGCCAACACAAUCGCCCGGCCAUGCGUCCAACCCAGCCGUCGUAUCGGCCGCUGAUGGCCCUCUGGAUAUGUCUCCUGGCCGCUUCACUCUGCGCGGCUGCCUCGGAUAAGAUUCACAUCCGAGACAUUGAAACGCUGACCCUCUACCACGGCCACAAGACGGCGGCCCGCCGGGUCCAGCCCGUGCCCCAGAUGGAGUGCAUCGGCGGCGAUGCCUGCAGAGACGUUGUCAUUCCUGUGAUCCAAUGCUACAACCGCGGAUGGGACGGCCGGCAAGUCCAGUGGGAGUGCCGUGCCGAGCUCGAGGAUCUCUAUCGGUUUGGAGAAACGACGGUUACCUGCGAGGGAUACCGCUACAAAGGCGACGACAAUGUCCUUGUGGGCUCUUGUGGAGUUGAAUACACCCUCAUACGGACUCAAAAGUGGUUCGAUCGAGAGCAGUCUCAGAAAGCCCGGCACUACCAGCAGCCCUACCAGCACCAACAGCCUCAACGGCGGUACGGCAGAAACAGUUGGUGGGAUGGCUGGCUGGGCCGCAAAUCCUCCUGGCAUCGCUACAGCCACCAUGACGACUAUCAACGCUCCUCUGACAGCUGGACCUCCAAGCUGUUUUGGCUGGCGGGGAUCCUGGCGGUUCUCUACGUCUUGAGCCAGAGCUGGAUCAUGCCCCAGCGGAAUGGCAACCGCGGCAACGGCCGAGGCUUCCGGUGGCCCGGCGGAUUCGGCGGUGGUGGUCCUGGAUUCGGCGGCGGCGGCCCUGGAUUCGGUGGCGGCGGCCCUGGAACCGGCAGCAACCCACCGCCUCCUCCCUCCUCGUCGUCCUCGUCCUUCCCACGAUUUGGUUUCACUGAGGGGCUCCUGGCUGGUACCCUUCUUUCCAACCUGGUCCGUCCAAGUGCUCGAUCGACCAGGCCGCCCAGAGAAGAGUACUCGCCUGAACCGUCGCCCCGAGCCUCGGGCAGUUCGUACCGACCGAGAUCAUCUGGCUCAUCGCGCCCGGUAGCGUCUUCUUCACGGAUGGCCUCUGGAUUUGGCGGAACACGUUCUCGCUGAGCCGUGAACAUGCGGAGGAGCUUCAUCCGUGUGUCCA